Desarmillaria tabescens is the source of this 1198-nucleotide messenger RNA. RefSeq names its product glucose-methanol-choline oxidoreductase. Gene Ontology annotation, molecular function: flavin adenine dinucleotide binding; oxidoreductase activity, acting on CH-OH group of donors. The record is from RefSeq and is a predicted model, not a curated record. Lineage: Eukaryota; Fungi; Basidiomycota; Agaricomycetes; Agaricales; Physalacriaceae. Bases 10 to 858 code for a protein of 282 amino acids. The transcript has 7 exons.
CGUCGCUUCAUGUAUACAUUUAAGCGCGUCCGCAACACAAAGCAGAGAGCUCAGACCCCCAUGGACCCCCUCCUCAUUUUGCUUGCCGCAUUCUCAUGCUCAAGCGCUCUUGGUGCGAUACACGAAAGGUUCGAGGACCUUCCGAUCCAGGGGUUCAAUUACAUAAUUGUGGGAGGUGGAACCGCAGGGAACGUACUCGCGAAUCGGUUGACAGAGGACCCGCACGUCUCCUUCCUUGUUCUCGGAGCUGGCACAUCGACCGUCGAUGUCAUCCUCUCAGAGGUCCCUUUCUUUUGCUCUGACGUAGUUCCGGGAACGCCCUGGGACUGGAACUUCACCACGACGGAGCAACCGGGAUUAAAAGGACGUUCCAUUCGACUGCCUCGAGGAUUUGGAUUACGUGGAAGUAGUGCUGUUACUGACUCGGACGUGUUACAAGAUGGCAUGGUUAGCGGUGACGAUACAUGGGAAUGGGAUGCCUCGCAACCGUACUUUCGAAAGAACGAACGUUUCAUAGGUUCAGUUGAUAACCACAACACAACCGGUCAAUUCGAUCCUGCUGCCCAUGACUUCGACGGUAUCAACCCUGUAUCUAUGCCUGGAUACCCACAGGGUACCGACAACCACGUCAUCCAGACAACGGCCGAAUUACCUGAUGAAUUCCCUUUCAAUCUGGAUUAUAACUCCGGAUAUCAUCUGGGCGUUGGAUGGACACCAGUCACCGUUGGAAACGGGACUCGAAGCAGCUCGCAGACGUCCUAUCUUGCUCCUGAGUAUGUGGAACGGCCGAAUCUGCACGUUCUGAUCCACACACAUGUCACUCGGAUCCUGCGGUCUAGGAAAGAGUAUCAUCUGUAACUGGCCUGCCAUUUCUUCACAGCCCCAUUUUUUUUAAUUUGUGUUUUCGUACAUGUUGUUAUCAUCUUGAAGGCGAGUCUCGGUCUGCUCCCUCUCUUUAAUGUUGGCUGGAAGGUGGUUCGAUGCUAGCUGUACGAUAUCGAUAAGUCUGGAUGACAACCUUAUUGUUCCCUUCAAGUUUCCGGCUGAUAUUUCUUUACCUCUGCCGAUGCAUUUAGCUAUUCGACCAUCCAUAUGCUGUUAUCUCCAAGGAACCUUACAUCCACGCCGGACCAGAAUGGCAAUGCUGUUGGCAGUAUUGCAGUGGGAGGCUUGCAGUAGGUAUAAUACUUAAUUGUUA